GACAACAUGCAGGCGAACGACAGUGACCAGUGUGCCGGCGGCUCCAACUGGACCGGGGAGCACGACAUGGAGCACCUGCCAUUCGACGUGCGCAUCGAGACGUACCUGGUGCCAGUGAUCUUCCUGCUCAUCUUCACGGCCGGCGUGCUGGGCAACGGCACCCUGGUGCUCAUCUUCAUACGGCACCGCAACAUGCGCAGCUCGCCCAACCUAUACAUCCUGUCGCUGGCGCUGGGUGACCUGCUCGUCAUCCUCAUCUGCGUGCCCUUCAUCUCCACCAUCUACACGGUGGAGUCGUGGCCGUACGGGAUGGUGAUCUGCAAGCUGGCGGAGACGGCGCGCGAGGUGUCGGUGUCGGUGUCGGUGUUCACGCUGACGGCGCUCAGCGUGGAGCGGUACUGCGCCAUCGCGGGCCCCGUGGCGGGCGCGUCGCGGCGCGUCGGCCCGCUGCUGCUGGCCGCCAUCUGGCUGCUGGCGGCCGCCGCCGCCGUGCCCACCGCCCUCUACACGCAGGUCGCCGAGGAGGCCAUCAACGAGUGCGAGGCGGGCGCCCUGCGCAGGAUACAAGUCUGCUACCCCUUCCCCAAGGAGCUCGCAGCCCCCGUCGUCACCGCACGGUUCGCGGUGCACUACGCGCUGCCGCUGGUGCUGAUCUCCGUCUUCUACUCGCUGAUGGCGGUGCGGCUGCGGCGCGGGCUGCCGGGCGAGGCGCCCCAGAGGCACAUCCGGUCGCAGCGGCAGCGCGUCGCCAGGACGCUGCUCACCUUCGUCGGCGUCUUCUUUAUCUGCUUCCUGCCGCAGCACGUCUUCUCCCUCUGGUUCUACUGGGCGUCGUCGAGCGUGCUGGAGUACAACGACUGGUGGCACGCGCUGCGCAUCCUGGGCUUCUGUCUGUCGUUCGCCAACUCGUGCGCCAACCCGGUGGCGCUGUACUGCGUGUCGUGCACCUUCCGCAAGCACUUCGACCGCUACCUGCUGUGCUGGUGCCGGCGGGCCGCGAGGGCGGACACCGUGGUGGCCAGCAGCCGCACCGACUCCCGCAAGCAGUCCACCUCGCAGACGCUCGCCACCUUCCAGCCGCGCUCCAGGUGA
This is a messenger RNA of Schistocerca gregaria, 1092 nucleotides long. RefSeq names its product neuropeptide CCHamide-1 receptor-like. Gene Ontology annotation, molecular function: G protein-coupled peptide receptor activity. Gene Ontology annotation, cellular component: membrane. The coding region runs from base 7 to 1092 and encodes 361 amino acids. Lineage: Eukaryota; Metazoa; Arthropoda; Insecta; Orthoptera; Acrididae. Gene Ontology annotation, biological process: G protein-coupled receptor signaling pathway. The transcript has 5 exons. The record is from RefSeq and is a predicted model, not a curated record.